GUUUUACUUUAACAGAACAAAUAAAUGGAAAUUAUAUUUAUAGAGAACAAAAAGAUAAAAAUAGUAGCUUUCUUUCAACGGACAAAAGAUACGAAAGUAAAGAUUCUACUUCGUCAAACCCCUCAAUGAAGACAACAUUCACAGAAUUUUCGGAAUGUUCUAUGGGAGAAGAAGAACUAAAAAUUCCCGCAAAUCAACCUACUAUUCAUAAUGAUGCUGUCUCGGUAGCAAUGCAAAUGACACAACCUGACGAUAUAUCCACCGUUCCUGAGGAUAAUGUUUCAUUCUUUUUUAUUAUAUUAGAUCUAUCGCAGGUUCUUGUGAUCUAUACGGGUGGUACCAUUGGCAUGAAAAAUACUCAUCUUAAUGGAUAUAUUCCUGUUCCAAAUUAUUUUACAAAUACACUUGCUGAAAUGUCUCGAUUUCAUGAUCAAAGCUUUUUCGAUAAAAGCUUGAGAUAUGAUUAUGAUGAUUGUGAUGACGAAAAUCCAAUGUAUUCUAAUAAAAUUUUUAUUAAAGAUUAUUGGGGUAUUGAGGAUUCGGGAAUAAUGUGUAUUUCGACCGUCAAGAUGAACGCUGUAGAAUUUAAUGCAUUUGAUUCUCCAAAUUUAUCUCCAUUGGCAACGGUCGGGAUAAAUAUUAAUGUAAACUGGGCUGAAAUUGUUCGUCCUUCCGUAAUCUCCAAAUUUCAUGCACAUAAAAAUUUAAACAGGAAUGUAAGUAACUUACGUUUAUUCCCGGGCAUAACGGAAUCCACUGUACGUGCCUUAUUAGCCCCUCCAAUUGAAGGUGUGAUAUUAGAAACAUAUGGUGCUGGAAAUGCGCCAGAUACUCGUGAUGAUGUUAUGUGUACUUUAAAAGAGGCUGCUGCUCGAGGCGUUGUGAUAGUAAAUUGUACACAAUGCAAAAAGGGAACCGUAACCGAUCUUUAUGCUACAGGCAAAGCAUUGACUAAAGUUGGUGUUGUGCCGGGUAAUGAUAUGACUCCUGAGUGUGCUCUCGUGAAGCUUUCAUUCCUACUUGGUUAUCGGAAUGAAAAAUGUGAAAAAUAUUCCCCGGAAACCGUUAGAAUGUUGAUGACUAAAAAUUUGAGGGGUGAACUCACUGUCGUAGCACCUAGGCCAAGAUAUACAUUUCACAAUAGAACACAUAAAAUUAUUCAAAAUAUGAUAGGAUCGCUUGACUCAGCAAUGAUGAACGUUCAAGAAAAAGUUUUAUUGGAAAAAUCUCUGUAUCCUAUUCUACUGUGUUCAGCGGCUGGAACAGACGAUUUAGAAGGAUUACAAUUGCUUUGGGAUAGUUAUGAAGGAUUGGUUUUAAAUUGUAUAGAUUACGAUGAACACGGUGCAUCUGUCCAUAUGCGUGAUAGAUUUGGACAUACUCCUUUGUAUGAAGCCGCAAGAAAUAAACGUCGAGAUGUAAUUAGUAUACUAAGGGAGGCUGGUGCGCAUUUUAAUGAAUCUGAACUUGAUGAUGUAAUAGCUGCAGCGAAAGGUGACCAAGAAUUAUUACGACAUUUUGUGGAUGCUGGUAUGGAUGUAAACAGAACUGGAUUUGACCAUAGAACGGCAUUACAUCAUGCUGUUUCUGAAGGUCGGGUUAACACGGUGCAAUAUUUAUUAUCAUUACCUCAGAUUAAGGUCGAUACUAAAGAUAGGUGGGGUAGAAAACCAAUUGAUGAUGCGGAAACAAAUUUGGGACGUAUGUGGGGGCGAGAUGGUGAUAGAGUAAAAGAAUUAGAAGAAGUUGUACGACUAUUAAGAGAAAAAAUGGAUAAAUUGGAAGAAUAUUCACAGUGGUGA
Racocetra fulgida is the source of this 1802-nucleotide messenger RNA. NCBI's taxonomy places the organism in Eukaryota, Fungi, Glomeromycota, Glomeromycetes, Diversisporales, Gigasporaceae. The record is from the annotation of a GenBank genome assembly.